GCGAACAGGACGGGAUACUGGGAGAGCCGGAAGAGUCGCGCGGAUAGAUAAGAGGGAGCGCGAGCUGAUCCACAAACGCUUCUCCGUCGAAGCUACAGCUGCGACAGGACCAUAUCCUACCGGAGGAGUUUUAACACUCAAUUGUUCGGAGCUAGCUUUGUAGCAGACGUGUGUGUGGCAUACGGUUCACAAACAUGUGGAAGGCAGCAGCUGGACAGUCAGUCAAUGUGUCUGUAGACGAUGGAGGCGACGACUGGGAGACUGACCCCGACUUUGAGAAUGAUGUGUCUGAGAAGGAGCAGCGCUGGGGAGCCAAGACGGUGGCUGGCUCAGGCCAUCAGGAGCACAUAGAUAUACACCGUCUGCGUGAGACUGUUUCUACGGAGCAUACCAACCUGAAGCAGAAGGAGUUGGAGAACAUGCCCAAAGCCUCGCAUGGCUAUGGAGGAAAAUUUGGAGUGCAGCAAGAUCGAAUGGACAAGUCUGCUGUUGGACACGACUACCAGAGCAAACUGUCCAAGCACUGCUCCCAGGUUGACACCUCUAAGGGCUUUGGGGGGAAGUUUGGAGUGCAGGCUGACCGUGUUGACCAGUCAGCUGUUGGGUUUGAGUAUGCUGGAAAGACGGAGAAGCACGCGUCACAGAAAGACUACACCACAGGGUUUGGGGGGCGAUACGGAGUGCAGGCUGAUCGAGUCGACCAGAGUGCCGUGGGCUUCGAUUACCAAGGCAAAACCGAGAAACACGAGUCCCAGAAAGAUUAUGCCAAGGGCUUUGGAGGCAAGUUUGGCGUUGAGAUGGACAAGGUGGACAAGAGUGCCGUGGGCUUCGAGUAUCAAGGCAAAACAGAGAGGCACGAAUCCCAGAAAGACUACGUGAAGGGCUUUGGGGGCAAAUUCGGUGUGCAGACUGACAGACAGGACAAAUCGGCUCUGGGAUGGGACCACCAGGAGAAACUGCAGCUCCACGAGUCCCAGAAAGACUAUAAGCGUGGGUUUGGAGGGAAGUAUGGGGUAGAGGUGGAGAGGCAGGACCAGUGUGCCCUGGGCUAUGAGCACAAGGAGAACCUGGCCAAGCACGAGUCCCAAAAAGAUUAUUCUAAAGGCUUUGGAGGGAAGUUUGGUGUCCAGAAUGAUCGCAUGGAUAAGAGCGCGAGCACAUUCGAGGAUGUGGAGAAGCUGACUCCAGCUUACCAGAAAACCAAACCUGUGGAGGCCGGUGCCAGCAGCACAGGAAGCAUCAAGGCCCGCUUUGAGAACAUCGCCAAGCAGAAAGAGGAGGAGGACAGAAAGAGGGCUGAGGAGGAGCGGCUGCGUCGUCAGGCCAAGGAGCAGCAAGAGCAGGAGGCAGCGUGCCGCCAAAUUGAAGAGACUGCCAAAGCCCCGUCUCCUGUCCCUGCUGCAAGUCCCAGUCCGACCCCAAGCCCGACUCCAGCGGUUCAACCAGGUAGAAGCCACGGGAACACGGAGGAGGAGGAGGCCUACGACACCGCUGAGAAUGGAGGGCAGCUGUAUGAGGCAGAGCCACAGAGCCACUACACACCGCACGAUGAUCUGUACCAGAACCCCAAGGAGUCUGCAGCAGAAGACACGCAGCAGUACGACUACGGGGAGGACCUUGGGGUGACAGCUGUGGCCCUAUAUGACUAUCAAGCAGCGGGCGACGACGAAAUUUCGUUUGACCCCGACGACAUCAUCACCAACAUUGAGAUGAUCGACGAGGGCUGGUGGCGAGGCGUGUGCAGAGGUGCUUACGGCCUUUUCCCAGCCAACUAUGUGGAGGUUCGGCAGUGAUGACGAUGAUGACCCGUCUCCCCGUGCUUUUGCAAAAAAGGGGAGGGAGACGUUUUCAGAUACUGUCCUUCUCACACCUGGGUCUUUUUUUUUUUCCUCUCUUUUUUACUUUUUCCCUCCCUCUCUUCGCGUCAUCUUAGUGUUCCGACACAAUGCUAGAUGUCUGAGCUCCUCACAGCUUUUCUUCUUCUUCUCUCCUAUCUAUUCAGUUAUUUUUAAAUCGGAGACAAAAUGGAGAACCGGUUAUCUGACUGAAUACUCUGCUUAACGCGGCACAAAGCUUUGCACCUCUGUUUAGCAGGAGUUAAAGCUACAAGAUGCAACCAAUAGUUUAUUUGGAGACUGAGCUGAUUUCACUUUUUAACACCAGUCAUGCAGUCCCAGCUUGCAUUUUGCAGCUUUCAAUAUUUUUUUUUUUUCAUGUUCAGCUUCACAAGGUGUUGAUCAGGCAUUGUUGCUUCUCCGUAUGUCAGUGAAUAAUUAUUGGCUAAUUAUUCUCCCCCCGGUCCUGUGGCCUGCAGAUGGUUCCCCCUCCAGCAACAUCUUCCAGCCUUAAAAGCAGCUGGAGGAGUUGGUGUGAGGAAAUGCAGUGAUUGCAUCAUGAAGAGUACUCUCAGUCUCACCAAAGAGCAGAGAAAUGGCUAAAUCGAGCUUAUAACAUCUGAAACGAUGUGCACAGAGCUCAGGGUGCUCACUGUGUAGUAGCUCAACCUUAAUUUAAGCAGGAGAAGUUUGAAGUGAAACAAAUCUCCCUUCCUCUUUGGAUUAUCAUGUAUAUUAAUGGUUAUAUUCUGUCCAGUCCAAUGACCCAAUGAUCCCAUUUGCUUCUUGGUGUUUGUAGUUUGCGGUGUUGCACAGGAGUCCAAACCCCCCUUCCAACUGUAACUGUGCACGCUGAUGAAAUCUGAGGGUGGUUUAGAGCUUCGUGUAGUAUGAAUAAGUCUUUUUGUGUCUGUUGGAGAAAACUUACCUUUAUUAAGUUGUUCUCAGAAUCACAGGGCCAACAACACCAGAGAUUCAUUUGUGCUACUUGGGUGAAUCACCAGAUAAAGACACAGUGUUAUUUGAAUUCUAUUCUGCAGUGCUGAAUCAUAGACUUCAUGCUUUGAAUCAUGUACAUAGAGCUCAUACUUUAUAAUGCUUGAAAGAAGUCCUAGAUAUAAAAGCAGGGUUUUUGUUCCGUCACUGUGUUCUUCUGUGGAGGUGGACAGGACUUUUAUAGGGUUUCUUUUCUUGUCGCUGGGAAUGCUUGGAGGUUUUUGUGCGUCAUGUUGAUAUACACGUGAAGCUUUGUGAUGACUGCUCUGGAGCCUAACUGACAUCCUUCGCUAUGACCCAGCGGUGCGUGCGACCUCUCGUUGUCGGCAGUGACGAUGACCUGUGGAAAUGUAUCCAGCUGAUGUUGAGGGACAGGGCUUCAGUCUGUUCUCCAAACAUGAAUAAUUCCCAACAGGCAGCAGGCUGGACAAACUGCUCGUCUGUGGAGUGCAGUAGUGUAGCUUCCACAGGUGUGUGCGUGCGUGUGAGAGUUUCUUCGUUUAUUCAUCUUCUGGGUUUUAUAAUUAAAAAAGUGACCUUUUUAAAUGUAUUAUCUGUACCUCUGUUUGCUUGAGUCACAUUAUUACCUGCUUGUUCUUUUUAUUUUUUAGUUUCAAUAAAUAAACUAAAUAAGCUUGUU
Messenger RNA from Maylandia zebra (zebra mbuna), 3471 nucleotides. It is a transcript of the gene cttn, whose product is annotated as cortactin. Gene Ontology annotation, biological process: cell migration; regulation of actin filament polymerization. NCBI's taxonomy places the organism in Eukaryota, Metazoa, Chordata, Actinopteri, Cichliformes, Cichlidae. Gene Ontology annotation, cellular component: lamellipodium; plasma membrane; actin filament. The record is from RefSeq and is a predicted model, not a curated record. Gene Ontology annotation, molecular function: actin filament binding.